Molecule: messenger RNA, 1275 nt
Organism: Strongylocentrotus purpuratus (purple sea urchin)
Lineage: Eukaryota; Metazoa; Echinodermata; Echinoidea; Camarodonta; Strongylocentrotidae
Product: guanylate cyclase soluble subunit beta-2-like
Exons: 3
Coding region: 569-976 (135 amino acids)
Biological process (GO): response to oxygen levels; cGMP biosynthetic process
Cellular component (GO): guanylate cyclase complex, soluble
Molecular function (GO): guanylate cyclase activity
Source: RefSeq, a predicted model, not a curated record
GGUAACGUUGUCCUCGAGACGUUCGGUGUGUAUUGGGUGGUAUGGUGUAUGCGAUGUGGUUACGACGCCCUCUUUCGGGCUCUAGGUGGUACCCUCUCAGACUUCAUGGGUAACCUGGACUUCUUACACAGUGUGUACAUGAAGACCCUCUACCCUAAGAUGUCCGUCCCAUCGUUCAGAGUCGAGGAGCUGGAGAAUGAUGAAACGAUCCUUCACUAUACUACUCCAAUCGUCGCGGCCUCGGAAGCAUGGUCUACGGAUGCGUGAAAGCGGUCGGGCGGAUCAUCUUCAACACGGAAGUGGACAUCGAACUGUUAUCACAUGACCAGGCAGAGUAUUGUGGGAUACUAAAGGACCAUUACCAGUUUCACGUGUGUUUCGUCAAGUUUGAUCUGGCUCCGAUGGGAACUAGUGGCAUAUCGUAACUGAAGAGGAAUGGACCUCCAUUGUUGAUGGGACCUCGCAUCUCAUCGGUAGGGGUGACUAUCGUCCACCAAGCAACGAAUCGGUGAAGAAUAAUCUGGUUCUCGCUCCGAACGGAUCCGCUAAACGAUGUCUUUUCUCAGGAAUGGAUAUCAACGGGAUUGAAGAAAGUCUGGCCGAAGGAAAAGUGGCAAGAGACCAAUGUCUCCCCGAGAUCUCUGAGAAACGUGUCCUCCCGAUCAGUUACUUCAAACCGAAGAUCCCCGCGAGGAUUCUCCUAGAUCCUGAGACGUUCUGCAAGACCUUCCCCUACCACAUCCUCUUCAACGAUGACCUGGUGAUCAUGCACUCUGGAUCAAAGCUGCAACAGUUCUGCCCGUUGAUCAAUGAUGAGGGCGCUACACUCAAGGAUAUUUUAACCCUUGAUCACCCACAGAUUGAGUUGACGUCGGAGAAUAUCUUUAUCUUUCUCAAUAUGAUCUUCAUGGCGACGCUGAAGAAAGAAGCCAUGGCUCCCAACAUGCCGGUCCUCUCUCUCAGAGGUAAUGCAUGAUUAGAUUCAUUUCAUGUAAAUCAAUUAUGCCCCUGAUAAAAAGGAAUUACACGUCAGCGCGCAUUUUCUCUGCCAUUGACAUUUGUGCACCCAUGUUGAAUUAUUUUUUUCACUUCUAUAUCAUUUCAUGAAUUCCAUCGAAAAGAAAAUAGCGAAUAAAAAUCGAAUUAUAAUCGAGUUCUUUUCUUCUACAAAUUGCAAGCUGAAUGGAAAUGACAAUAAUUAUAUUGCAGUACGGAAAGGCAAAUUUAAUGAUACGUUCAACACUUGAAAGCGAUGAGCUUUAUGAAAAGCAACGA